Molecule: messenger RNA, 141 nt
Organism: Verticillium dahliae VdLs.17
Lineage: Eukaryota; Fungi; Ascomycota; Sordariomycetes; Glomerellales; Plectosphaerellaceae
Product: aldehyde dehydrogenase
Exons: 1
Coding region: 1-141 (46 amino acids)
Source: RefSeq, a predicted model, not a curated record
AUGUUCUCGCAAUCGCCCAUCAUGACUACCGCUCUUGAUCAGAAGAUCCCCGCCUUUGAGAACACCUUAUUCGACGAUAUUAUUCGCGUGACCGAUACCCUGCGCGCUACCUUCUGUUCCUACAAGACUAAGGAUAUAUAA